UCGAUAUCGCUCAUUCUUUUCAUUAAAAUGCGCGUUCCAAGUACAAUAAACAAAAACUGCUUGAAAGCAUACGAGCCUCACAAACCUUACAUUGAACAAUUGUGUAACAAUCGAAAAGUGAGGAGCUACAACUUCGAAAAUUGCGACAUAAAGAUCCCUAAGACGUUAGCAGAACUGUGCGUCGAAUGUAUUGCUCGAUACUGGACAGAAAGGCCCCUUCUGGACGAAAUCAUCCUACUGGAAGACAGGUUUUUACUAUUGGAUCUUCUGCCAGAGUCUCUACCUUUAGAGCUCACCAUUCCGAGGAUCAGCGACGAGGUCUACUGGAAAAAAUGCUACUUGAUCAGAUGGCCUAAAAAAGUGGCAAAAAUCAAGGAGGACUUUGGAUAUUUGAGUCAUAUCGUUCGUAAUGGAGUUAACGUGCUUAAUGAGGAUUUUAUCAGUGAACAACUAGGCAGCAAAAACGGGAAAUCCAGCGCAUCUGGCAGCAAAAGAUCGAAACCCUCCAGAAAAUACAGCGACAUAAGCACAGAACGGCCAGUAGGAAGAACAUGGAAGAAAAUUUAUUGUGAAAUGCAUGUGAAAGACUAUCUGGAAAGAUUACGUCCGGAGGAUUAUAAUCCUGAAAAGAUCAAAGAACUCUGCGACUUGUUCGGGCCUUACGUGGAACUUCUCAGUAUCGAAGAGAUGAUCAGUUCCGAAACUUCGGCCAAUAAAAUGCCCCUGAACGCUGUUACAACCGGUUUUCCGCACUUAACUGAGCUGUCGUUGAGGUUUAAACAGAGUUAUGCCAAAGGAGAUUUUUCUUGGAGUAUUAUCACUUGUAGCAUGCAUGACGUGCAGUUGCUCGCCAAGGGGCUUGAGAGGAUUCGGCUUAAGGUUUUAAGAAUAACAAACUCGGACAUCGAGUGUGAGAAGACCCGGAUCAUCCUAAAAUCCCUCCUGAAGCACGACUUACAAAUUCUGGACUUUUCCCAUUGUAAAAUCGGCAACAGGGGCGCCACGACCUUGGCCAAAUUUUUCCUGGAAAACACAUUGAUGGAAGCCUAUUUGGCCAACAAUAGAAUAGGUUCUAAGGGUAUCCUAUGCUUGGCCUACGCCCUGGCACAAAAACCAUGCAACAUCAAAAUCCUGGAUGUACAUUUAAAUCAGUUUUCCAACGAAUUGGGCAACGUUUUAAUUAAUUCUUUGGCCCAUAACAGCGUUGCCAAGAGUCUUUCCAUGUCUGGAUGUGGUUUGAGUGGCGGUUUCCAAAUAGCCGAGGCGCUGAAGAGGAUCGAUGUAUUGGAGACGUUGGAUUUGUCCAAUAACAGGCUUGGAGAAGAUAUUGGCAGGAAAAUCUUGGAAGCGCUCAAGGUUAAUUCGUCUUUGAAGAAACUCGACAUACGCAUGUGUAAAAUAUCGUCUGGUCUAGAGGCGGAUAUUCAGCAAGAAAUUUAUAGAAAUGUCAAAGGCGUACUGAGGUCAGAACCUGUGGAACAGGAUCCAGACGUUCACUUCGAUUGGGAUGAGGCUCUGGUGGCUGAGAUUGAGGAAGUCUUUGUUGAGGAGCGUUACAACCCUGAAGAGGUUUGAAAUGCUGUCAUGCUCUUGGACAGUACACUAAACCACUGUGCACUACACCCAACCUUUACUGAGUUUGGGCACUGAGGUUCAAUUUGCUGUCCGUACAACGUUUGGCAACAGUGACAGUCUUUCGGUUACGGAUUCAAAACCGAUUAAAACCGGUUUUGCGAUAUGUGAGUUGAUUUAUUUAGAUAAAUGACCCAGAACAAAAGCACUUAAAGCGAUAUUGCAUUAUUGUAUGUUUUAUAAAUACAUAUGUAUAUCUAAUAUAUGAUAAUAAUGUGCGUUUUAAUUUUUUAUAAGAAAAAAUAUUUAAUACACAUCUUGA
Molecule: messenger RNA, 1894 nt
Organism: Anthonomus grandis grandis
Lineage: Eukaryota; Metazoa; Arthropoda; Insecta; Coleoptera; Curculionidae
Product: dynein regulatory complex subunit 5-like
Exons: 8
Coding region: 28-1575 (515 amino acids)
Molecular function (GO): protein binding
Source: RefSeq, a predicted model, not a curated record